This is a messenger RNA of Schistosoma rodhaini, 372 nucleotides long. The record is from the annotation of a GenBank genome assembly. Lineage: Eukaryota; Metazoa; Platyhelminthes; Trematoda; Strigeidida; Schistosomatidae.
UGUUUAAUAAACGCAUUUACAUAUUCUUCUUUUUCAAUUAUUGAUAAUACCCUUUCAUCUAUACCUCAAUUAAGUCCAUCAUUAAGUUCAAUUAAUGGACAUGACGGUGAAUCAUUAUCAUCUAAUAAAAAUGAUAAUAUAACUCAAACUAUAUCAGUGAUGUAUUCAGAACAAUCUACAAUAAAUAAAAACGGACCAAUUGAAGAAGAAGAAGAAGAAAAACGACGAGAAAAGAUUAAAGAAGAAAACGAGUCAAUGCAACCUAAAACGGUAUCCAAUGGUGAAACGGAUCAUGUUACUAUGGCAGCAAACGAGGAAAGGGAAGAAAAACGAAAAGAAGAACAAAGUUCAAUCGGAACUUCUGAAAUUGAA